Cladophialophora psammophila CBS 110553 is the source of this 2208-nucleotide messenger RNA. RefSeq lists its product as uncharacterized. Bases 1 to 2208 code for a protein of 735 amino acids. The record is from RefSeq and is a predicted model, not a curated record. The transcript has a single exon. NCBI's taxonomy places the organism in Eukaryota, Fungi, Ascomycota, Eurotiomycetes, Chaetothyriales, Herpotrichiellaceae. Gene Ontology annotation, molecular function: guanyl-nucleotide exchange factor activity. Gene Ontology annotation, cellular component: cytoplasm. Gene Ontology annotation, biological process: regulation of GTPase activity.
AUGGAGAGUGACCGUCCGCCAACGUCAGCAUCCGUGGAUGAAGCGGCCUUCAGAAGAGCCAUCAAAAGGAGACAAAUUCUUGAGGAGCUAGUGACGAGUGAGGAGAGCUACAUCGCUGAUUUGAAGGCUCUGAUCUACCUAUAUUCGACUCUCCUGGCGACUACGAUGACGAUUGUAGGCCGGGUCAGGGCAUCUGUCCUAAGGAACGUCCAUGAUCUUCUCUCUGUCCAUGAAAGACUCCUGGAACGAUUGCACCAGGCCGCGUACGAGGCUGCAGCACGAAAGUGGGCAGACACAACCUCACCCCGGCAUCUCGGAUCACCUCCCUAUCAUAAACGGUGGAAAAGCCUCGACUCCAGUGCCGCGGUCAAGAUGAGUCGCAGUCAUCGGCGAACACGCAGCUCCAUGGAAUCAUCUGAAGCAUCCCGCGGCCGGACGUACCUAGGCGGAGCUGAACCAAGAGAUGUUACUGACGUGGCGGCCAUUUUUAGGGAUUUCUUGAGCGACUUCCUAGUUUACGAGGAGUAUUGUGCCAAUCACAGUCUCAUUGCUCAUGAGUUGCAGCGACAUGCUCCCACACUUUGGUCAACAUAUGAAUCAGGAAUUGAAUCCCUAGCAAGGUCCCUUAUUGCUCUCGACCACAAACACCAAGAUCAAAAGAAAGGUCUAACGGUUGGCGAUCUCCUUAUCAAACCGAUACAGCGCAUGACCAAAUACCCUCUUCUCUUUGACGAUCUUCUGAAGCAAACACCCGUGGCGGACUGUCCCAGCGCACAUUCUGAUCUGGAAGCAAUCUUGACGUGUUUGAGAGAACUUGUUCAAACCGUCAAUAAAGCCACGGAUAACCAUGAAACUCGAAGUCAGAUUCAGCGUCGAUGGUCGCUUCAGACGCGGCUGAUCUACGAUAAAGUAUCUUUACGGGCCGAGCAGUUUCGAAUGUUGGGAAAUAUCCGGUUGAGUGGUGUUCUGCAUGUGACUUGGCAGACGAAGAAUAACAGAGUCGAUGGUCGCUACGCCCUCUGCGUGUUGUUCGACACCAGUCUCAUCAUUGCGUUGCCCACAGGAACCACUGCGAAAUUCGAAGCGAUCGCUUUCUUGCAUUUACCGGAUACUAGAAUCGAAUCCGCCAGUGAUGGUCGGGGACUCCAAUGUCACUCGACCUUGUACACGUGGAAGAUAUGUUUCGCGGCUAGUGGUCACCUGCAUGAAUUCAUCUUGAGUGCCUGCUCAGCAACAGAGGAAAAUACAUGGAGAGAGGGCCUACAAAGCAAGGAUACUCCAGGAAGGAGGAUGGACGAGCUGUUGAACCAGAUUCCCUCGAGCAUCAGCCUCAACCUCAGAUCUAUUGGGCAGGUGUACAGUCAGCAAAGUUCGACUCUGUCCAGGAAUCCUUCGGUGCAGAGGGCUGCCACGGUGGGAAAUCGAGCCAACAUCUGUCAAGUCAUCAUUCGCAACACACACAAUCCACAAGACUUGCACGAGUUUCGUCAACCAUCAUCGUCGGCCAUCAACAGAUCUCAGUCACAUAUGACAUCUAACAAGGUUGUCAUCCUAGCACCGAAAAGGUCGGAGCGAGCAAGGCUCGAAUCUACCUUGAAUGACGUGUGGACAAAGGAGAAAUUACCGUAUCCAGGAAUGAUUAGCUCUCGCGGUGGUCAGAUCAUCAGAGCUUCGGCAGGCUCGCUAGUCCGAAAACUGAGUCUGGCAUCCAUUCAUGCGCCGUUUUCGAGGCGGUCUGGAAGUUUCUCGCUUACCAGCCGCAAGUCGUUCGACAUGUCGAUGGAAAGCCGACGUAGCAAAUCGAAACAUUCGACACCCGUCUUUGAAGUGCGCAAAGAAAGUUUGGACGAGGUGACACCGGCGAGAACGAAGUCGCAUGAGAUACCAGAGGUCGAUACUAUGGACAAUGUGGUUAGCCGGAUGAUAGGGAACAGUGUCUCAAGGAAGUUGUCUAUAUCCCAAGGUCACCACGGUCUGGCAAGGAGGGGAACGAAGGGCCAGAAGAUCAGUCACGACACAGCGGGGGCCGAGGUAGGACCAGAAGAUCCAGCAGAGAUAUUUUAUGCCGAAACGAAGGAGAUACCAGAGAAGCCGGAGAUUGUGGAAGAAGGGCUAGCAGGCAGGAAGAAACGAUGGAGCAAUCCGCUUGGAAUCUUGAAGGUUCUGUCAGCUGAUGGGCUUCGACACAUGUUGUAUUCAAGUAAAUAG